GCUUUCUCUGUUUGUGAGGAGAAGGAAGAGAACCAGCUAGCAGGAAAAGGGUUUCAGUGAUGGCUUUCACAAUGGGAAGAAAUACAGUAGCUCCAUUGUUGUAUCUCAACCUUAUUAUGUAUAUUAUAGUCGUGGGUUUUGCUAGUUGGUCUAUCAACAGGUUCAUCAAUGGCCAAACUAAUGAUCCUGGGUUUGGAGGAAAUGGUGCAACUAUGUUCUUUCUGAUAUUCGCGUUACUUGCCGGUGUUGUCGGUGUUACUUCAAAGUUGGCCGGCGGCAGCCAUAUUAGGUCAUGGAGAAGUGAUAGUCUCGCCGCAGCAGCUUCAUCAUCGCUCGUUGCUUGGGCCAUCACUGCCCUUGCAUUUGGGUUGGCAUGCAAGGAGAUACACAUAGGAGGAUAUAGAGGAUGGAGACUGAAGGUGUUGGAAGCUUUCAUAAUAAUUCUGGCUUUUACCCAGUUGAUAUACGUUGUAUUGCUUCAUGCUGGUAUCUUCAGCAGCAGCUAUGGUCCCGGGUAUCGUGAACCUGGAUAUGGUGUCGGUGUCGGGGCACCCGUGACAGAUCCGGGUCACAAAGGUGGUGUGGGUACUAGGGUCGUGUAA
This is a messenger RNA of Telopea speciosissima, 602 nucleotides long. Its product is annotated as membrane protein PM19L. Bases 60 to 602 code for a protein of 180 amino acids. Lineage: Eukaryota; Viridiplantae; Streptophyta; Magnoliopsida; Proteales; Proteaceae. The record is from RefSeq and is a predicted model, not a curated record. The transcript is spliced from 3 exons.